UUUCAACGAGGAGGGGAGAAAGGAGGGUAAGCUGGAGAACCAUGCCACAGAAGCACGCGAAGAACAACUGCGCCUCCAAGUGCUUUAACCACUGGGAGAGAAAUGAGGCAGCCUCCGAUGGCCAUUACGGGACGAGGAAGGUGAGACUGGGCGGAGACUCCCAGCAGACGUUCGGACACUGCUCUCUGUGCAUCCACCCGGCUGUGGAGCCCAUGGCCACACCGUCCGGUCACGUGUAUUGCAAGGAGUGCAUCGUCGAGUUCCUGCUAACCAAGACACAGGAGUUGAAGCGUCAGAGGGAGGCGUUCGAAGCGCAACAGAAAGACCAAGCUACGGACGAGGUGUCGGCGGACGCGAGUCGAAGAGUGGAAGCCACGAACGACUUCGUUUCGGCCCAGCAGCAGCUCGUCGUCACAAAGCCUCAAGCCCCGAAAUCGUCAGACUCUGGGAAGUCUGAGGGCAAAGGCAAGAAGCGCGGUAGGGAGGAGCAGACCGGGGCGGGGGGGGAUUUGUCAGCACCGGCAGGGAAAGAGGGGAAAGGGGACCAUGUCAUUGAGAAGGAACUGAGUCAGAUUGCGGUUCUCAAGAGCAAGAAGGAGCGGCAGGACCAGCUCAGAAUGACCAGCUGGUGGCUGCCGCAGUUUCAGCCGGAGGGUGUCAAGGAAGCUAUCGUGCAGCCUCCCAAGCGCCCGGGAAGCCCAAUGUCUGGGGAGCCCCUGCGGCCCAAGGACUUGAUCCCUGUGAUAUUCACCUUAGACAGCGAGAAGGAAAAGACGGCGCACAUCUCUGGAGGGGACGGUAACCGAGGCAGCAUCAUCUGCCCUGUCACGCGGAAGGGUAUCAUUUCUCAGAAGGCGGUGCUCAUCAAGAGGACUGGCCACGUGAUGCUGGAGGAUGCUGCCAAACAGUUCGCCUUGCCGACGAUGACCUGCCCGGUCACAGGAGAGAAGUUCAAAACGAAAGAUCUCAUCCCGCUCGUGAACGGGGGAACGUCGUUCACGGCCAGCGGCCAGGUCGAAGUCACCAAGUACGCACCCGCACUCCGCUAGCGGCCUUAUGUAGUCCGCGGUGCUGCGUACAAGUACCCUAUUCUACAGUGUUGCAAGUACACUACUAUAGUAUACUAUACUGAACUGUAUGUGUACCGGUAGGUCUCUUGGGCGGUAUCGGCCAUCAAGGGCUGGCUUUGGUGAGGGCGCGCAAGUCCGAGAGAGAGGUCACCGAGUUUGCCAACGGUCGUGUGCAUAGGCUCGUGUUAGCUUAUUCAUCUCACGCUGUCUCGCGCUCCCUUUGUGGAAUGCUGACGAUGAGUUGUCGAGAACGUCUUGGUUUUUGAGUCGUGAGGGGGGGGGUGUACU
This is a messenger RNA of Ectocarpus sp. CCAP 1310/34, 1358 nucleotides long. NCBI's taxonomy places the organism in Eukaryota, Phaeophyceae, Ectocarpales, Ectocarpaceae. The record is from the annotation of a GenBank genome assembly.